AUGGGGAGUGACCAUAAUCGCCGUGGCAAUCAUCGAGUUCGCGGUGGAUACCAGCCAAGUCGUGGUCCAAUGGAGCAACAACCCUUUCGCCGUCACGAGGCUUCACCCGCACCAUCAUCCAGAUACAGAGGAAUCCCAAACCUUCGACCCGAUCGCGAGUCGCUCAACUUCAACCGGGGCACAGGUCAGGUCAAUGUGCGCAAUGCUGCCUCUGGAGUGUUGACUGAGACGCAACCGGUCUCGGGCGGCUUGCGACCUGUCCCCAUCCAACGAGACACUCAGCAUGGUCAUGCGCGUCUCUCUGCCAACGACAGAGGUUCCCAGUUUGGAUCACAGCCAAUUGCCUCUGGCAGCCCAGCUAAAAGAGGCCGGUUCACAGCCCGACGUGGUAAUGCGCACGUCGGCGUUCGCCAGGGCACUUUGCCACAGACAACCACCGUCACCAAUGCUCCAGUCUCUGAAAGCGAUGGCGACGAAAGUAGACCUAUUGUGCUCGAAAGCACACCUCCGCUCAUUAGCGACGUCGCUUCUGAGGUCAAGAACGCCGGAACGAACAGUAUCAGCCAAGGAGUAGCUAGCACUCCAGGAAAAUCGUCCAACGUGCGAGCAAACAAUCAUGCCCGACCGACUAUUACAAUUCAGCCAAAGGAGCGCGAGGAAUCAUCCGAAGAGGAGCCAUCUCCUCUAGUCUCCCGUGCCCCAUCAAAGCGCAAGUCCAUUAACAAGUCUCCAACUUACGUCGAGCCCACUGAUGCCUGGUGGCUCCCCGCACACCGCAAAAUCCGUCUUCUUGAGAUUUGUAUUUCGUUUGAAAGUGAAUACUUUCUCUCAAACGACUCGGAGAUGACCCCAGACCAGGCCUUUUAG
This is a messenger RNA of Pestalotiopsis fici W106-1, 867 nucleotides long. RefSeq lists its product as uncharacterized. The record is from RefSeq and is a predicted model, not a curated record. Bases 1 to 867 code for a protein of 288 amino acids. The transcript is spliced from 2 exons. Lineage: Eukaryota; Fungi; Ascomycota; Sordariomycetes; Amphisphaeriales; Sporocadaceae.